This is a messenger RNA of Neoarius graeffei (lesser salmon catfish), 1079 nucleotides long. Its product is annotated as polymeric immunoglobulin receptor-like. The record is from RefSeq and is a predicted model, not a curated record. The coding region runs from base 37 to 840 and encodes 267 amino acids. The transcript has 7 exons. NCBI's taxonomy places the organism in Eukaryota, Metazoa, Chordata, Actinopteri, Siluriformes, Ariidae.
GAACCUCACUUUUUACAACAUCAGAACAAAUCAAACAUGGGCUGCUUUUUCUUUUUUAUUCUCAUCAUUUCCAGUGUUGCCAGUCAGGAUUACAGGCAUUUUAGUGUUAAAACUGGAGGAUCUGUCACCAUCCCGUGUCAUUAUGACAGGAAAUAUAUACAACAUAAGAAAUACUGGUGCUCUGGUACAACAUUAAAUUUCUGCACUAUUGAGGCGUAUACAAAUGAAACACGGGGGAAAGUGACAGUGACUGAUCACCCAGCUGAGAGACUCUUUACUGUGACUUUGAAUAAUCUCCAGACAGAAAACACUGGAUGGUACUGGUGUGCUGUAGAGAUAUCUGGAGGGCCAGAUGUUAAAGAAUACCUUUAUAUCACAUAUUUGUGCUCAGAUCCUGAUCUGUCUGUGAUGAAGAGCAGUGUGAGUGCUGAGGAAGGAGGCAGCGUCACAGUCCACUGUCUCUACAGCGCUGCGUAUCAGAAGAAACAGAAGCAGUGGUGCAGAUUCAAAGACCGGCAGUGCAUCACAUUGGGGAAAACUGGGAAACCCAAGACAUCAACAGUGCAACUCAGGGAUGAUGAGAGAAGAAGAAACUUCAGUGUGCAGAUGAAUGGACUGAACAAGAGUGACGCUGGCUGGUACUGGUGCAGAGCAGGAGAUCUACAGGUUCCUGUUCACAUCAAUGUCACUGAUCCACCACCAGUUUUGACUACAACAGUGAUGGCAGCCAGUCAUCAAGCCACUACUCAUGAAGGAGGAAGAUCUGUCUCAAAGUACAGUCCAGCGUCGACCUGUGAGGAAACCACAAAGCCAGGGCACUUCUGUAUUGCAAACAACUGAAGGCUGUGAUCCUGAGAAUUUAAAAAGCUGGCACGUCUGAUUUCUAUAAUUAUAUAAUGUUUUGUAAAAACAGCACAGUCAGUCUUGUAUUAUUCCUUACAUAUCAGUUCCAAUACAGUAUUUUAUCGCAGAAAUUGUACGUUUUUUACUGUGCGCUUUUGAAAAGACAGGAGAAAAACCACAUAUUUCACUUAACAGAUCAAUAAAGUACAUCUAUCUAUCUAUCUAUCUAUCUAUCU